Paramecium octaurelia is the source of this 701-nucleotide messenger RNA. The record is from the annotation of a GenBank genome assembly. NCBI's taxonomy places the organism in Eukaryota, Ciliophora, Oligohymenophorea, Peniculida, Parameciidae.
AUGAUCGAAUAAUUUUAAGUUCAAGGAGCCAAGGACAAGUAUAUUGUCUAUAAUAAAGUCUUGGGAAAGGGGGCCUACGGGGUUGUUUUAUUGGCAAAGGCUGCUAACUUAGGGAGUUAUCACGCUGCUAAAAUUGUAAAUGUUUUUAGUAACUUCUUAAGAUUAGUAAAAAAUCUCUUUCUUAGACAGACAUUUUCAAUUUAAGAAAUGAAAUUAAUAUAUAAUCCAAGUUGGCCCAUCCAAAUAUUGUUGCAAUGGUCGAUGCCUUCGAAGACAAUGAAUAUUUAUAUAUGUUGCUUGAGUAUUGCAAUGGAGGAUGUCUAUUUACAAACAUACAGUUAAGUGGGCCUCUAAGAGAGGAGAAAGCUUAGCAAUAUUUUGUGCAAAUUUUGAAGGCUGUCCAAUAUUUACAUUCAAAGAAUAUUUUACACAGAGACAUAAAGGUAAAAAACUUAGAAUAUUGAAAUAGCUGUCAAAUUUGCUUUUAACAUCUCAAGAUCAAAUUAAAUUAGCUGAUUUCACUUGGAGCACAUCUCUUUAAGGAGGAUACGUUGGUCCUCAAAUUUGUGGAACACUUGAGUAUAUGCCACCUGAGGUUUUGGGAAAUAAGGUCUAAAAUGAAAAACUAGACAUAUGGAGUUUGGGAAUUGUGUUAUAUGUAUACAUCAAUAAAUAAUAUUAUAGGAAAUGCUUCACAAUGA